This is a messenger RNA of Eimeria mitis, 1443 nucleotides long. RefSeq lists its product as uncharacterized. NCBI's taxonomy places the organism in Eukaryota, Apicomplexa, Conoidasida, Eucoccidiorida, Eimeriidae. The coding region runs from base 1 to 1443 and encodes 480 amino acids. The record is from RefSeq and is a predicted model, not a curated record. The transcript is spliced from 3 exons.
AUGAGCAUCAGCCUGACAGCUAAACAAACUCAGCAGCAACAGCAAGAACAGCAGCAGCAACAGCAGCAGCAACAGCAGCCGCAGCAGCAGCAGCAACAGCAGCAGCAGCAGCAACAGCAGCAGCACUUUGUUGGUUUUGUUGCUGCUGCUGUUUUGUAUUUACUUAGGCUAACACAGAACAGCCAGCAGCUGCAGCAGCAGUGCGAGGAGCAGCAAAGACAGCUGGAGCAGCAGCAGCAGCAGCAGCAGCAGCAGCAGCAGCAGAUACAAUACCUGCAGCAGCAGCAGCAGCAGAGAGUUCGUGAACUGCAGCAGCAAAUAAAAGAAAUACAAAAAAAAAAAGAAGCAGCAGAAGAAAAACACAGAGCUGCUGAUGCUGCUGCUGCUAGCCUGAAGAGAGACAAGACACAGCUGGAGGGGGGAGUAUUGCUGCUGCAGCAGCAGCAGCAGCAGCUGCAGCAGCAGCUGCAGCAGCAGCAGCAGCAGCUGCAACAGCAGCAGCAGCAACUGCAGCAGCAGCAGCAGCAGCAGCAGAAACAGCAACUUCAUAUGCAGCAGCAACAUCAACAACAGAUUCAACACAUGCAAAAACAAAUACAGCAGCAGCAGCAGCAACUGCAGCAGCAGCAGCAGCAACUGCUGCUGCAGCAGCAGCAGCAGCAAUAUGAAGCUGAAAGACAGUCGAAGCAAAUACCCGCAGCUGUAGACGAUGCAGCAACAAGGCCUUCGACAGCAGACACCGCCUGCCGUGAAGAAGAGACAGCAAGACUCAAGGCGAGGCCUAGGGCGGAGAAUGAGAGUCUGAAGGCGAGGCUACGCAAGCUAGGAAGCAGGUCUUGGGGGGCCCCCCCGGGGGCCCCUGGGGCCCCCCCUGCUGCAGCUCCUGCAGCAGCAGUAGCAGCAGCAGGAGCAGCAGCAGCAGCAGCAGCAGUAGGGGCCCCCGCGUGCGCAGAGGGGGGCCCCCAUGAAGAAGAAGAGGAGGAGGGGGCCCCUUCCCCAGCAGCAAAAGAAGGUAGCAGCAGCAGCCCGAUCAAAUCUGCUGCUGCACCUACCACCACCGCUGCUGCCGCCGCUGCUGCUGCUGCUGCUGCUGCUGCUGCUGCUGCUGCUGAUGAAAGCCCCCUAGAAGGGGGGCCCCCAGGCACGCGGCUGCUGCACAAAAGUAUUAACGAUGCAGCAUAUAGAGAGGGGGGGGCCCCCCUGCGAGAGGGGGGGGCCCCCCUGCGAGAGAGGGGGGCCCCCCAUGAGGAGGGGGGGCCCCCCCACCAGCAGCAGACGGAUAAGAGAGAAGAUAUAAACAGCAGCCUGCUGCAGCAGCACGCGGAGUAUCCACCCAAACAGCAGCAGCAGCAGCAGCAACAGCAACAGCAGCAGCAGCAGCAGCAGCAGCAGCAAGCGGGAUCUACUUCUCCCACGGCCUGCGCCUUGCCUUCGGCAGAUUGA